AUGGUGGUGGAAAAAGAAGACUUGGCUGGUGGGCGGUGUGUGAAGGGCGGCGCGUGCUCUCCAAACAGCACGAUCUGGAGUUCGAGCGGGAAGAGGAGCGGUGGUGAGGUGUACGGUGACGUGGACAGGGCUUGCUCACGUGGCACCAGUGACGAGGACGAAGAUGACACAGACGACACUAGUUGUCCGAACAGAAGUGGUAGUAAUAAGGAACUGAGGCUGUCUAAAGAUCAGGCAGCCGUCCUUGAACAAACCUUCAAAGACCAUAAUACCCUCAAUCCCUUAAGGGCUACUCAGGUGAGUGGUUUAGGUGUCAGGGGGGGAGGAAGUAGGACAUAUGGGGCUAAAACUUUCCAAGAAGGAAAGUUUGUGGCAGAACAUAAGGGUGUGGAUUCUCAGGAGGGUAGAGAGGAGGGUAGUGAUCAGAUCAAGGAAGGGGAAAGAGUGGGGGAGGAAGUUCCUGUUAGAGAGAGAGAACCAGAGUCAAUAGGAGCUAUUCCAAAAAAUGAUAUUCAUAGUUGGAUGACUGGUGGAAACACUGUAGUGAGUCCCAGUGCUAGAGUAGGUUUGCAACUAGAGUUAGAAUCUGUUAGGAAUACAGGGGUUAAUAAUUCAGAUAUGAUGAAUUUAGAUAAUUUGGUGGUUGUUCCUGUUCAAGCAGUCACUAGCAGAAUACUUAAAGAUCUCCAACCUAAGCAAGAUCAAGUUCCUAGUAAUAGAACUCCUAAAAUAACAGUUAGGAAAACUGGGAAAGAUAAAAAUCUCACAAGUUCCAGAAUGUCUUCUAGCUUAGUCAAAUCUGAAGGGGUUAAAAGAAAAACUGAGAUGAUGAAUAUUGAUAUAUGGAAUGCUAAUUGGAUUAUUAAAUCUCCUUUGAUCAAACCUUUCUGCUGUUAUGGAGGUGACAGACACAGGUUGAGGAAAGUCAGUGAUUUAAGUAGAAGGGAUGAUGGUGGCUGGGAUGAAGAACUUAUAAAGCAAACUUUUUUACCAUUUGAAGCUGAGGAAAUACUGAAGCUCAGAGCUCCAACACAAGGAAAAAAGGAUCAAAUGGUCUGGCAUGUCUGUCCAAAAGGUCAAUUCUCAGUUAAACAUGUUUAUAAUUUUCUGGUGAACAGGAUAGUGGCUGCACAGGAUGUGCCAGAGACUAGUGACAAUGAGGUGGUGCUUAAGAAGACAUGGAGGAAAACUUGGGCUUUGCAAUUAGGGAAUGUGGGAUGUCCAGUAUUCCCCUGGGUCAUAGACUUAUCUGUAGAGGAGGGUCUGUGA
Molecule: messenger RNA, 1269 nt
Organism: Striga asiatica
Lineage: Eukaryota; Viridiplantae; Streptophyta; Magnoliopsida; Lamiales; Orobanchaceae
Source: the annotation of a GenBank genome assembly